AUGUCUCGUGCCCAGGCAGAAAGCGUGAUAAAGAAUAUAAUACGUGAAAUCGCUCAGGAAUGUUCCAGCAAAGGAGAAAAGAUAUCUGAGACAGUUGUGGCGUUUAUGGUAAAAGCUGUGGUUUUGGACCCAAAAAAUCAUUUUAACGUCGACCGGACUUUGACUAAGCAAGAUGUCCAAAAACUUAUUGAGCUGUGUGUCAACAGGUUACUGGAUCAUCGGAGUCCUGCUCUUGAUACGAUCAAGAUGCAGGUUGACUUUGACAUGCAGUACAUGUCUCGGCGUGAGUUUCUCGAUGAACUCUGCAAGGUGCUGCAGUCCAGGGUGGCUCAGAUCAGCCGUGAGAUCACGGACAGCCGGGCCAGGGCUCGAGAUGAAUUAGAGGGUCUUUAUCAUAAGAUAGUCAGUUAUGUUGUCCAGCACUCUGGCCUUGGAUCACUCACAGAUAUCAACAUAGUACGAGAGGUCACAGCUGGUGUCCAAAGUGUCUUUCCCCAGUCAGAACUGGGCACAUUCAUGUCCCUCACAAAAAAGGACAAAGAACGGCAGCUGAGUGAGCUCUCUAUGAUCGUCACAGGCAUUUGUCUUUUUAAUAAGGAUUGUGGGAAAGGAGGGGAGAGCAUCCAGAACCUGCCAGGCUAUCUGAAUGAAGUUAUUCCUGAUGCUACCAGAGAUCUAGAGUUGGAGCUGGAAGCUUGCCAGGCCAAGGCGUGGAAGUACACGGCUCUGGUGGAGCGGCUGACGGAAACAGGAUUCUCGAGCUGCAAAGUGCCUCCAGACCUUCUCAGACAAGCUCUCUAUAAUCUGAGACAGCACGAGGCUUUCCUCAAAAUCACUCUGGCUGAUGUUAUCCUGUGUGCAAAACAAGUGGAGACUUUGCAGACUGAGUUUAUCGAACAGCUGAAGUUGCUGAAAGACAAGGUUCACGGGAAGAAAGCAGUGCCCACGGCUCAAGUCUUUCCCCUUUUCAUAGACCUGGCCAAGCAGUGGUCAGGCAUGCGGGACGAGUCUGCGCUGCUGAGUUUCCUCAGUGAUGUUGUAGUGCGUUUGAGACUCCAUCUGUCUGCCCAAUCACAGCUUCUGUCUGAAACCCAGCUGAACACACUGCUGGAGGGUGUUCACGUCAAGACUGAUAUGGAAAGAGUGAGCGAGUCUUCGGGUAAGUUGCUGUAUGAAGACAAAAUUGACCCCUCAGAGAUGAUGUCCUGUGAAUGGUUUUUACCUGAGACUACAGCCAACUUUGACACGCUGCCACUGCAGUACAGAGGUGUGUGUGGCUACACUCUGGUAGAGAAGGAUGGACUUUUGUUGCCAGCUAAUACAGCUAUCGGCAUCCUGAAACACAGGGAGAGGUACUACGGUUUCGUGUCCAAGGAGGCCGCGUAUAAGUUUGCUUCCAAGCCAGAUGAGUACAUUUCUCUCAUCGCUGACAGAGCUAAAAGCUGCCCAGAACUCAUCCAGCUUCUCGAACUAUAUCAGCAGUUUGCACGUGUCACGCCAUACUCUGAGAUGCAAUCUGGAGAGAAACUACUGGUCAAACCUCUGACCAAGAGUGACAGCAGCACGCAGACGGACACACAUCCAGUGGACAUGAACAUCGUUAAAUCUUAUGAGUGGAAUGAAUGGGAGCUCCGCAGGAAAGCACUCAAACUGGUCAGCCUGCGCACUAAGGUGACUCACUCAGUCCAGACUGAUUUGAGUCAUUUUAGGAGACAUAACUGCACUCAGACAUACCUGCCCAAAGAUGCUGUCUGUCAGACAAAGAGAGAUGGCACAAGCAGUGUCCCCAAGCCACAGAUCUACCUGGCUGGUCUUCGAGGAGAGAAAACAAUGGCCACAAACAUGAUUAAAGUUAAUUUGACAAGAUCUGUGGACGAAUAG
Messenger RNA from Chanos chanos (milkfish), 1881 nucleotides. RefSeq names its product cilia and flagella associated protein 206 (gene cfap206). The record is from RefSeq and is a predicted model, not a curated record. NCBI's taxonomy places the organism in Eukaryota, Metazoa, Chordata, Actinopteri, Gonorynchiformes, Chanidae. Gene Ontology annotation, cellular component: axoneme; ciliary basal body. The coding region runs from base 1 to 1881 and encodes 626 amino acids. Gene Ontology annotation, biological process: regulation of cilium beat frequency; sperm axoneme assembly; regulation of flagellated sperm motility. The transcript has 12 exons.